Messenger RNA from Vespa mandarinia (Asian giant hornet), 3165 nucleotides. RefSeq names its product mediator of RNA polymerase II transcription subunit 17-like. Lineage: Eukaryota; Metazoa; Arthropoda; Insecta; Hymenoptera; Vespidae. The record is from RefSeq and is a predicted model, not a curated record. Gene Ontology annotation, cellular component: core mediator complex; mediator complex. Gene Ontology annotation, biological process: regulation of transcription by RNA polymerase II. Gene Ontology annotation, molecular function: transcription coregulator activity.
CUUAAUAUCGAAAGAAAUUUCCACUGAUAUUUUAAUAAUAAUUACAUAUUUUUUCUUGUUGAUUCAAAAAUUUGAUAACCAUGAAUUUUAUAUGGUAUAGAUUUGAACAUAAUAAAACGUAUUGUUCAUUUAUUAUGUUUAUGUGUAAUUAAUUCAAAUAUUUUUUAUAUUAUAUUACCAAGUCGUAACUUCAAAUAUGUAAACAACAAUGGCGUUUUCUGUGAACAUUUCGGUAGAAGCACCGAUAGAAAAUCAAAUUCAAGAAAUCACUUAUGAUGGGCAAGAAAUUUAUCAAGCACCUCUUACAUUGUCGGAAAAUUUGGCAAAAAUUGCCCAAAAGAUAGAUUUUAGUAAGACUAAUGGAGAGGAAAUUAAAAAAGAACCACCUGAGAAUGGAGAUAAAAGUGAAGAGGACGCAAAAGAUCCAGCAUCUUUUCAAUCUUCAUUGUGGCCAUGGGAUAGUGUUAGAAGCAAAUUGAGGAAUGCGCUAACAGAGGUAUGUGUAUUAGCAGAUGUCCUUACAAUAGCAAAAGAAAAACAUUAUUUAGUUUUGGAUCCUGUACCUCAAGAAUCAGUUGAAGUAAAACCUAUGGUACAAGUAUAUGCUAGAAAAAAAGCAUUAGCAGGUGCUGCUUCGGUUCUCAUGACGGGAGCAGAAAGACUACGAAAUAGUCAAAAUGAAUUAGCUAGGAAUCGUAAUACACCAGAUUUUCACAUUGAAUUGUUAAGAUUAAGACAAAAUUGGCGCUUAAAGAAAGUAUCCAAUUCUAUAAUUGGAGAUCUUAGUUAUAGAACAGCUGGCUCUAAGUAUACUCAAACUGGUAUGUUUGAAGUAACAAAAGCGGAAGAAGAAGAAAAACCAAAUGGUAGUCCUCCUGCUUCACCUAAUUCUAGUAGUAAUACAACAGGACAAUCUCAUGGUCCAUCCAAUUCAAAAGCAUCUGCAUUGCGUGUUACUAUACCUAGUGAAUUACAAGGAGUAGCUUAUAUUGAAGUAUUAUGUCAGAAAGAUCAGGAAGACCUGUGUAGUGCUAACAUUAGUUUACUCAAUAGUAGUGCGCAUAGUUCCAAUGCAGAUAUGCAUUGGCAACAGAAGUUAGAAGCAGCCCAAAAUGUUUUAUUCUGUAAAGAACUAUUUAGUCAAUUGGCAAGAGAGGCUGUACAUUUACGUGCGCCAAUUCCGCAUAUGGUUGUUGGGAAUCAAAUUAUGGCUACUGUGCUUCCAGGAAUUCAACUGAUCAUAGGUUUGUGUCAUAGUACUGGGAAUGACAAAAAGCCAACCGCCCCUCCACCUCACAAAACUGAUCACGAUCAUGUAUUAGAACAUUCCUUGCAUCAGUUGCUACGUGAAGUACAUCAUAAAAAUACUCAUCAUCCAUUUCCUCAUCCUUCAUCGGGUCCUCUUGGACCUAGUAAACGCCGAUGUUUGGCUGGUCCAACAGCGGCAGAUAGAUAUGAACUUCUAGAAAUGUCAAAGAGUCAAACAUUACUAGAACAAAUCAUUCAACAAGCUCAACACUUUUUCAUGAGAUUACGUACUGAAUAUGUUCUGGACACAAUAGCAAAAGAAGUUAAGGAUCCUUUAAUUGUAUCUCAUUGGAUGGCAUUAAAUUCCCCUACGCAGUCAUGUGUCAAAAUUAAUAUAUUAACACACGGAUACGACAGUUUAUAUCGUACUUCGUUGAUCGUUCAUGUAGGAGAAAAAUCACUUAAAUGUGUCUGUAGAGAUGGCAGAGUAAUGCAUAUGAGUUAUGAACCUCAAGAAUUAAGAGAUUUAAUUUUUUGUCAGAUAUAUCAACAUCAAAUAACUGCAGUACAAUCUUUAGCAAAAUGUAUGGGGUGGCAACUUCUAGGUAAUAGUUCUCAUCUCGGUUUAGGUGCAGUUGAACCUUUAGGAAAUGCAAGUAGUUGUAUUUUAGCUUCGCCAAUCGGUGACAGAAUGAUAGCUGUAAGAUGUGAACCCCAAACAGGAGUACAAGUGGCAAUUGCACAUUCUCCUAGAAAAGAUUUCUUUCCGGGACAAUUAGUACGAGAAAGGAAAUGGGAAAAUUUAGGUGGUUCUUUUAAAGAAGUUAGAUGGGAUAAGAUGGAAGGAAAAAAUUUUUUGAAUAAGAUGGAAUUGCUCAUGGCUUCCUUAACAAGUAGUUCAUAGACGUGUAAUAUAAAAAAGGACUCAUUUGUAGUUCUACACUUCACAGGGUGCAAAAUAUACAGAUCAUAUUAUUUUAAGCAAUUGUACAAAGUAUUAUACUUCUUAGGUUUCGAUGCAAAAUAUUCCUAUUUCUGAAAAUCCAAGAUAAUGUUAAUAAUUGAAAAGUUUUUAAAAGCAGCUUCUCUCGAGCAAUUGCAGUGGUGUAACAUAUUUUAAAUUUCAGUAUACUUAUUUUUUAAUGUUGAUACAAUGAACUUUUUAUUAAACAGACUUUAUAAGAUAAUAUUGAAUAUCAACUUGUUAUAUUUUUUAUGUAUGAUGUAAAAAAGAAUAGAGAAUUCUGAGAGUGCUGCUCUUCAAAAAGUAUAGUACUUAUAAAGUCAAUAUUUUUGUAAUACUUAAUUUUACGAUAUUGAGAUAGAGAUUCUACCAAAUUCUUAUUAAUCUAAGUAUACUCUCCUAUACUUAGUUCGUAUGUAAAAAGUUAUUAUAGACGUUAUAUAUUAAAAAGUUAUUCAUUUAUGUAUUGAAGCAUCCAAGGAUUAUAGUUGUGAUAUUAAUAGUCAAAAAGUACGCAUUGCAAUUUGAUCUCUAACUUCUGAAUGACAAAGAGUAAUAUUGAAUAUGCAGUGGCAAAUGGUUUUUAUACAAUAAAUUGAUUUGUUAUUUUAUUAAUUAAAAAAAUGAGCAUAACAGUGAUGUUAAUUUUUUUCUUUUCUUUUUUUUCUUUGGUUUUUCUUUUUUCUUUUUUUCUUUUUUCUUUUUUGGAAGAUAGUGGUAUACAAAAAAUAUCUUAAUAUUUUUAUGAAUUUUAUGUACAUUACACAUUUACUUGAUUUCCGAGAUGAUGGUAAAAAAUAGAUCAAUGCACCUGCGAUUGUACAAAAAUGGUUUUUAUUUGAAUCACACAAUAUAUGAAAUGUAAUAUGAGUGGGGUUAAUAAACUACUGAGAUAUGACAUGUCGUAAAUGAAUUAGGAUGCGAAAUAUAACAUGAUCCAGUAAUAAUCUAAA